Messenger RNA from Cuscuta europaea, 588 nucleotides. NCBI's taxonomy places the organism in Eukaryota, Viridiplantae, Streptophyta, Magnoliopsida, Solanales, Convolvulaceae. The record is from the annotation of a GenBank genome assembly.
UGGACAUUCACAUCCUAGCUAUUCAUCCAUCCUUGAAAUUAAAUACACUUAUUUCGAUCAUACGGAGUAUAUCUUAGAUAUCUAAUCAAUAUAAUAAAUGGGGAUCAUGAAACUAGCGGGGAUGGCCGAGGCAAAGAAGAAGCUUGGAAGAACAUUAACCCCUAGGGGCAGGAAUAAAAACGAGAGAAGCGACGAAGCGGUUGUUCCGAAGGGGCACUUCGCCGUGUACGUCGGAGAAGCACGGCGGCGGUUCGUGGUUCCGAUCGAAUACUUGACGCAUGCGCUGUUCCAGGAUCUGUUGAGUUGGGCGGAGCAAGAGUUUGGGUAUGAGCAUCCCACCGGCGGGCUGACAAUUCCAUGUAGUGAGGAUUACUUCUUAAGCCUCACUUCCCUUCUUAGCUCCCAGCAAUCACAAUAGAAGAAGUAAUAUAUGGGCUACUCAAUUACGAGUGAUAGUUUAAUUAGAACGACAUGUUUAUAGUAGGAAUUGAAUUCAUAUUUUACUUUUGAGUCUUCACCAUAAUAUUCGUACUUUGGUACGAUUAAAUGAAGUCCAAAUAAUUGUACCAAUAACAUUCAAUUAGCUAG